Lichtheimia ornata is the source of this 543-nucleotide messenger RNA. RefSeq names its product ADP-ribosylation factor 6. Gene Ontology annotation, molecular function: GTP binding; GTPase activity. The transcript is spliced from 4 exons. Lineage: Eukaryota; Fungi; Mucoromycota; Mucoromycetes; Mucorales; Lichtheimiaceae. Gene Ontology annotation, cellular component: cytoplasm. The record is from RefSeq and is a predicted model, not a curated record. Gene Ontology annotation, biological process: intracellular protein transport; vesicle-mediated transport. Bases 1 to 543 code for a protein of 180 amino acids.
AUGGGCGCCAAUAUGUCGAAAGCACUCGCCAAACUAUUUGGCAAUAAGGAAAUGCGAAUUCUCAUGCUUGGUCUCGAUGCCGCUGGCAAAACCACCAUCCUUUAUAAGCUCAAAUUGAACCAAUCGGUUACGACUAUUCCUACUGUUGGCUUUAACGUGGAGUCCGUUACAUACAAAAACGUCAAGUUCAACGUUUGGGAUGUUGGAGGACAAGACAAGAUCCGUAACUUGUGGCGACACUAUUACACUGGUACUCAAGGUUUGAUUUUCGUGGUGGAUUCACAGGACCGUGAUCGCAUCGAUGAAGCACGCCAGGAACUACAACGCAUCAUCUCUGAUCGUGAAAUGAAAGAAUGCUUGUUGUUGGUAUUUGCAAACAAACAGGAUUUGCCUGGAGCCAUGUCCCCUGCUGAAGUGACAGAAAAGCUUGGAUUGCACAAGAUGCGUGAUCGCGCAUGGUAUGUCCAUCCUUCCUGUGCCACCACCGGCGAUGGUUUAUUCGAGGGUUUGAACUGGUUGAGUCAAAACGUCAAGACCAAAUAA